Mesorhabditis spiculigera is the source of this 1230-nucleotide messenger RNA. NCBI's taxonomy places the organism in Eukaryota, Metazoa, Nematoda, Chromadorea, Rhabditida, Rhabditidae. The record is from the annotation of a GenBank genome assembly.
AUGGUGGCCGAGACGCUGACGCACGUCGAUGGAAACUCGCUGGCUGGCACACCGAUUACUUGGGAAAUGCUUGAGCAAGACAUCCAGCAUCGCUACAAAACGACAGCUGUGACUGGCAAGAAGCGCAGCGCCAAGUUGAUGGCCGACGGAAAUGGCUUUGUCUCGUUCAUCGUGCUCGUGGAGUUUGAUUGGCUGGGCGGUACGGAUGAGCUUCCGGAUAAAGCUGUUGUCAAGAUCACCUCCUGCGAGAAACUGGAGAAGCUCUCCCACGAGAUCAGCAGCUUCCCCCAGGAGGCCGAGGUCAUCUGGCAGAAUUGCAAGGCGGCAAACGACAACGAGCUGGAUUUCUACCAGCUUUGGGCGCACAACCUCCCGGCCGGCCUGAAAAUACCGAAAUUCUACUGUGGACGUCAUUUUGGGGAAGAUGGUGUGGAUGCUGGGUAUUUCGCCAUCGAGCAUUUCGACAAGGUGGAAUCCCGCCAUUUCUACCAUAACGUCCAGGAGUCGGCGGUGUUGGAGAUUUUGGACCAACUGGCGCUGGUCAACGCGCAGUCCCUGCUGCAUCCGGAACAGUUUGCGGCGUUCGACAACGAGAAUGCGGACCAUCUGCACCGGAUGUUUGCUUCGUAUGAGGCAGUCACAAAAGCUCUCGAUGAAGCUGAAGAAAAGAACCCAAACCUCCUCGACAAACUUCACACGCUCCGAACCCAGACAAAAUACUUCGAAACCCUGGAAACAUUUCAAGGGCGUCUAUCGGAAUGCUGCAACGGCACAAAAAUCUUUUGCCACGGCGACAUGUGGCUGGGGAAUAUGUUGUGGAGGAAGGACGCGGAGACUCAAGAUUAUUACAUGCUCGUCAUCAUCGACUGGCAGCUUUGCAAUAUGGGCAAUCCGAUGGAGGACCUUGUGCGCCUAUUGACGGCCGUGAUUUCGGGCCAGGAAUAUCAGCGGAGAAAAACCUUCUACCUCUCCUAUUACUACGACGCGCUGAAGAAACUUGCAGACAACGUCGCACUACCCUGGACGAGUUAUGAAGAUUUCGAAAAGAAGUAUGAGAUGGUGUUCGUCCUGAUCUCCGCCAUGUUCCAGCCGAUGAUUAUGAACUUUGGGCCGACGUUGUUGAAGACGGUCAAGGACGAAAGCCAACUCGAAAUCUGCACCGAGAACUACAUGGACAAAGCGAAUAAUAUGCUGGAUGAGGCGGUGCACUUGAUUAAGAAAUGGAACCUG